UAUGAAGCAUAGCGGCUUCGUUGACAACGAGAGGAGAACACGACAUGAUUGCCGAGUAGCCGGCACGUUGAGUGCGUCUUGUAUCUCUAUAAAGAUGCCCGUGAACCAGCGCCAAGAGCAUUGAGAUUUGGACCAGCAUCGCCAGCAGCAACUUCAAGAGCCCCAAAGCCAACUCAAUAUCUGUUCUCGGUUCCCCGUCGUCGCAACCUCCAUUGAGAUACGAUGAAGUUCAGCGCAUUCAUCCUCGCCGCCGCCGGCAUUGUCGCCGCCGCCCCUGGCACCAAGCUGGUUCAACGCAACUACUCGCCCCUCGUCCCUCGCUCUGCCCGCGCCAGGUACAGCUCCGCCCCGAACCAGAGGCUCUCCGUCGAUUCUCUCGACUUACUCAAGUCCACCGGCGAGAAGAACGUCGACUACUCGGGCAACUGGGCCGGCGCCGUCAAGAUCGGGACGGGCUACAACCACGUCACCGGCACCAUCACCGUGCCCGAGGUGAGCGGCGCCCGCGGGGCCGCCGCCUCCGCCUGGGUCGGCAUCGACGGCGACACCUGCCAGACCGCCAUCCUCCAGACCGGCAUCUCCUUCUACGCCGACGGCACUUUCGACGCCUGGUACGAGUGGAUCCCGGACUACGCCUACAACUUCAACAACUUCGGCGUCAGCGUCGGCGACAAGAUCCGGAUGACGGUCGACGCGUCCUCCAAGACCAAGGGCGUCGCGACCCUCGAGAACCUGACCACCGGGCAGAAGGUCACGCACUCCUUCACCAGCACGCCCUCGUCCCUCUGCGAGACCAACGCCGAGUGGAUCGUCGAGGCGUUCCAGGAGAACGGCAGUCAGGUCACCCUCGCUGACUUUGGCACCGUCACCUUCACGGGCGCUGCCGCCUCUGGCUCCGGCGGCUCGGUCACCGCCGCCGGCGCGGACAUCAUCGACAUCUCGCCCAACAACGGCCGCACGGUCCUUGCUGCGGGCUCCGUCAGUGGCAGCACUGUCACUGUCAAGUAUGUUGGCUAGGUUGCCGCCGCUCGGAGAUUGCGAUGUUACACAUCGAUGAAGACUCGUUGGGCCAGAUGCAGGAGGCUUUUGGGGCUCCCGGAUGCGAUGGCUGGACAAUCUGCUGGACGUGGCUCCGUACAUAGCUGGAGUGUCUCUAACAUGCAGACAGAUUCUUAGGCAAACAUACCAAACGGACCGAAUUUAGUAGAAAGAGAUUCAGUCGUUAUUAGAUAAUUCGUUUGACG
Molecule: messenger RNA, 1244 nt
Organism: Colletotrichum destructivum
Lineage: Eukaryota; Fungi; Ascomycota; Sordariomycetes; Glomerellales; Glomerellaceae
Product: Putative peptidase G1, concanavalin A-like lectin/glucanase domain superfamily
Exons: 1
Coding region: 223-1017 (264 amino acids)
Biological process (GO): proteolysis
Molecular function (GO): glutamic-type endopeptidase activity
Source: RefSeq, a predicted model, not a curated record